Cyanidioschyzon merolae strain 10D is the source of this 693-nucleotide messenger RNA. RefSeq lists its product as hypothetical. NCBI's taxonomy places the organism in Eukaryota, Rhodophyta, Bangiophyceae, Cyanidiales, Cyanidiaceae. The transcript has a single exon. The coding region runs from base 1 to 693 and encodes 230 amino acids. Gene Ontology annotation, cellular component: cytosol. Gene Ontology annotation, molecular function: 1,4-dihydroxy-2-naphthoyl-CoA thioesterase activity. The record is from RefSeq and is a predicted model, not a curated record.
AUGCUUUCUCGGCCUGUAGGUGAAUCGCUCUGGAGACUACCGCUUCUGGCUCAACUGCAACGGCCUCGAGGCCGAUCGUCACGCUGGAGCCAACCACGGAGCCGAGUUGCAUCCAGUGGUUCAGGCCGGAAGAGCCACCGCGCAGGCGAGCACCAGAACGCCGAUCAACGGACUCGUGAGCGUACCCCAAAGGACUGGGCGUCACUCGUGGGCUUGUUGAAUGAGCGCGUAACGGGGCUACCGCGGCUAGUUGGUUUCCGAAUCGACCACGUUGAGUAUGGUCGUGUCGUCGCGUCACUGCCGAUUCAGCCUUCGUUGCUAGCAGCGAACGGAUACCUCCACGCAGGCAGCAUCGUCACGCUUGCUGACACUGCAUGUGGAUACGGUUGUUAUAUAAGCCUACCGCCAAACCGUAUUAACUUUGCAACCGUGCAGCUCUCGAGCCAGUUUCUUGGUACCGCCCUCAGCGGUGACUUGGAGGUAGAGGCAUGGCUGCGGCACGCCGGCCGUACUACCCAAGUAUGGGACGCUGAGGUGCGCACACGAGCGACACCCGAGACCCGUGGGGUCGUCCACCAUCCCAUUGCGCUGUUUCGUUGUACGCAGCUUUUAUUAGAGGCAAAGUCCGGUACGAAUGAGGGUUCAGAUUCGGCCCGAGACAAUUCAGCGGGACCGUCUCCCAAGUUUGUCUAG